AUGGGUUGGGGUGGUUUGUCACAGCCUUAUUCAUAUUGGGAGACAUGGUGGGGUGGAUUGGUUACUCUGCCCGUGGCUACUGUGCAUACUAGUAAGUUUUUGAUUGUAAAUUACAAAAAAGGAAAUACAAUUUGUAAUCUCAUGAAUAAUAUGUUGUUAUAAUGUUAUAGUAGUGCAUACUAUAAGGUUUUAUAUAGUUUACAUUAUAGAUGAACAAUAUAUAUCUUUAUAUUUAAUUAUAAUAUUAGGUUGUUCAGAUAAUUCUGUGCCCCUAAUUCCAAAAAUUUGUUUUGAAAAGAGGCACAAAAUUAUUUGAACAGUUUAAUAUUAUGAAGAUUUAUACCUAAACUUUCAGAUAUCUACUUAAGUUUGGCAUUAAUAAUAUUUAUGUGUAUGAUGACAAUGUAUACAGCCCAUGUACUGGGUAAAUGCUGGAAUAUAUUGCUCGACAGAUGGCCAAAAUACCGUGAACAUUGUCGCAAACCUUAUCCAGAAAUCGCUCGACGAGCUUUGGGAAAGAAGUGGAAGUAAGUCCAUAAAACAAUAGCACAUCAAUGAUAUUAUACAUAGUCUUAUACUUUUAAUUAGUUUAGAGUAGGGUAGGGGUAAAUAAUUUCGGUUUGGUAGUUUAGUUUUAUUUAAUGUACUUUAACAUGAUACUUUCCAGAUCAGCCGUCUCAAUUUGCAUUGACACAACCCAAUUUGGCAUAGCCGUUGUGUACCUACUCUUAUCAGCCAAGAACAUCCGUGAUCUCAUCUUAAUCUACGCCAAGUCAGAAAUCAGUUAUUGUUAUGUCGUUCUUAUAGUAGCCGCUUGUUUCCUACCGUGCACCUUCCUGAAAUCACCUCAAGACUUCUGGGCGGCUGUUGUCGUAGGAAUGUUCACAUCAGCUGUCUCGGCCGUUCUUAUUACUGUAGGUGGUAUCUUAGAUUACGGUACAUGUAGUGCUCAACGAACAUUACCACCGCCAAUUGCUACGAAUUACUUUUUGGCUGUAGGAACAUAUAUGUUCAGUUACUGUGGUCAUGCCGCCUUUCCUACUAUUCAACAUGACAUGAGGAGACCUAGUGACUUUCCGAAAAGUGUUAUCACUGCUUUUCUUUGUAGGUUUUUUUAUUUUGUUAUAUUACACUAGGCAAUAACGUCAGUAAUUUUAAAUUUAUUUUUAAAAAUAAAAAUUUUAAGAAUUAAAAUUUAAAAAAAUAUUUUUAGUCACAUCAAUAAUGUAUGCUCCAGUAUCAUUCAUUGGCUACAUUACCUACGGCGAUUCUAUGAAGAACUCUGUUAUCAGUAGUUUACAAAUUGACUGGAUACAACAAACUGUCAACGUACUGAUUACAAUUCACUGUAUAUUAACAUUGACUAUCGUUCUGAAUCCACUAAACCAGGAAAUUGAAGACUUUUUUAAGUGUCCUCAUGGUAUGGUUUCUAUCAUUUUUAUGUAAUAUACGGAGAUUUUGAUAACUUUUUGUUGAUUAUAAGUAAUAAUGACGCACUUUGAUUAACUUAUCUUAUGGUAUAUGUCAUACUAUAAUAUAUAGGUAGGUAUAUAUCAAUCAAUAUAGGUUUAUACUUUAUUAUAAAAGCAUGUUUCAGAAUUUGGAUUGAAAAGAAUAUCAGUAAGGACAUUGACCAUGAUUGCCGUGGUAUUUGUGGCCGAAUCGGUACCAAACUUUGGUCCUUUACUGGACUUAGUUGGGGGUAGUACUAUGACAUUAACUGGACUGGUCUGUCCUUGCUUGUUUUACCUACGAUUAAAUGCCAGCAAUGCAAAGAACAAUGGCAACAAGAAUGUGGAUCCAGAAGAUCUUACCUUCAGAGAGUAAGUUGUGACCCUUUCGUUGGAAAACACAUGACGCAAGGGCCUUACUGUUAUCGUAAUUAUCUUAGACAACGUUUUAUUAUAUUACACCUUCAUUACUGAUUGUAAAAUACGAAACUAUGAUUAAAAAACCAUUGCAAAACCCAUUCUUCAGAGUCUUAGCCAAGAACGACCCCCAAACUCGUUACAUUUGUUGCGGAAUCAUUGCCAUAGCCGCCUUCUUCGGUCUAUGUACAACAUGUUCGGCCAUCUACGCUCUGUCUGGUGCACAAUUUGUGGUACCAUGUUAUCUACAACCAUUCUUUGGUGCCGAUAAGGCAGGCGGAGUUGGAGCAGUCGACUGUUGUGGACAUUAUCAGAAUAUCACACGCAGCAACGACAUAACAUGUUCGGCACCCAACUUCGCAAUCUAUGAAGGGUUACAGUAG
This is a messenger RNA of Bursaphelenchus okinawaensis, 2251 nucleotides long. The record is from the annotation of a GenBank genome assembly. NCBI's taxonomy places the organism in Eukaryota, Metazoa, Nematoda, Chromadorea, Rhabditida, Aphelenchoididae.